UCCCCCUCUUUUCUUAAUCAUACACAAUUCUCGCCCCACGCCAACGUGCACUGUCGUUUCAUUUCCUCAUUCUAAAACUUUUCCUGUUUUCUCAAAAGAAAAAAGAAAAAUUAUUCUAAAAACUUUUCACCACCACCUUCUUGAGGGUCCCCACACCUGUCCCGACGAUCUAUCUAUAUCUCCGAUCGUAUCAGAUCAAGAUGAGUGAAGUAUUUGAAGGUUACGAACGUCAAUACUGCGAGCUCUCUGCGAAUCUUUCGAGGAAGUGUACUACUGCUGGUGCUCUUGAUGGAGAGCAAAAGAAGCAAAAGCUUUCUGAAGUUAAAGCCGGGUUGGAGGAUGCUGAAUCUUUGAUUCGCAAAAUGGACCUUGAAGCAAGAAGUUUACAGCCGAAUGUCAAGGCUGUCCUUUUGGCUAAGUUGAGGGAAUAUAAGUCGGAUCUUAACAAUCUGAAGAGUGAAGUCAAACGAAUUGCUUCUGGUAAUCUAAAUUCAGCUGCCCGAGAUGAGCUCUUGGAAUCAGGAAUGGCUGAUGCACUGACGGCCUCAGCUGAUCAAAGAUCAAGAUUAAUGAUGACUACAGAAAGAUUAAAUCACUCCAGUGACAGAGUUAAGGACAGUAGAAGAACAAUGCUGGAAACUGAAGAGCUUGGUGUUUCGAUUCUUCAAGAUUUGCAUCAACAGCGGCAGUCUCUCUUGCAUGCACAUAACACGCUUCAUGGGGUGGAUGAUAACAUUGGCAAGAGCAAGAAAGUAUUGACUGCCAUGGCAAGGAGGAUGAAUAGGAACAAGUGGAUUAUUGGCGCUGUUAUUGCAGUACUUGUUGUUGUUAUUGGCUUGAUCUUAUACUUCAAACUCAAAUAGGCCAAGAUACUCGGUUCAUUCAAUCCAGUGUUUUAUGGGAACAUAGUAUUUUUUUGUGUGCUUAUAUGUGUGAGCUUGCCAUUAAGUUCUGACAUGAAGAUGUUUUCUUUCAUCAAUUGAUCUGUACUCAUCCAUUUUUAUCAUGUGGAAUGAAUUUCGGGACAUACCUUAAAUGUAUAUUGUCUUUUAUGUCUA
Molecule: messenger RNA, 1058 nt
Organism: Ricinus communis (castor bean)
Lineage: Eukaryota; Viridiplantae; Streptophyta; Magnoliopsida; Malpighiales; Euphorbiaceae
Product: vesicle transport v-SNARE 13
Exons: 6
Coding region: 201-863 (220 amino acids)
Biological process (GO): vesicle-mediated transport; vesicle fusion; intracellular protein transport
Cellular component (GO): late endosome membrane; endoplasmic reticulum membrane; ER to Golgi transport vesicle membrane
Molecular function (GO): SNAP receptor activity; SNARE binding
Source: RefSeq, a predicted model, not a curated record